AAGAUGGCGGCCGUAUGAGAUGUCACUUUACGUAGGCUUAAAGCUCGCACCGGAUAUCUAGUGUUUACAUAUGUCUAUGAUGAAGAGGUGGUGGAAAAGGACGACGACAACAGCGGAAGUAUUCGGGGAGAUUGUCCUUAACGACGAUUAAACAAAGCAUGGAGGUCGCGGUUGCUAUGAUUUGGUUUGCCUUCUGCUGCGUGUACAUGGUUUUAUUCUCUGCAGUGGUAGCCUCAAAGGAGAACUUCACGGGUUACGACGUGAAUUUGACAGCAAUUACUAACCGGAAUUUGUCACACGACGAGUCUCUGGAUAAUUCAGCGUUUGCUUUGCCUCAGACCACUGACGUCGACUCUUUCACUUCAAACUCAAGUUAUAAAGCUACCGAAGUACCGAAUCGACAACUAUUUAAUAUUGAGGUCCUCCAGCCUGUCUCCGGCCAUCUACUGACUCCCACGAUUGACGUUGGCAAUGUGUGUUCCUGUGACGAGCUCGAGGAUCUCUGUGACAUCAACUGCUGCUGCGACAAAGAAUGUAGUCAGGAACUGGCUUUAUUUACUGGCUGCACAAUGCUCACCCUCAGUGGCAACAACCAGUUCUGCAGCCAUGCGACAGCAUCAUAUGCUUUGCAGUAUACUGUAGAGGGGUACUCACAGUUGCAGUCCUUUGUCCAGCAAGAGAUGUACCAUGAUAGUUUCUGCAUUCAGUCACAUAAUCGUCUUGCUGGAUUUCAUUUUCCUGCCCCCACUCUUCCACUGGCCAGGAAUUUUGACUCGCUUUUCACCCAAUUUAAUAAGUUUGCUUUCAGCUCACUGGAGAAUAAUGACAUGUCUACAAAUAUUCUUGCUGAGCUUCAGAAAUUUUAUCAGUAUGGAGAUGCAAUCAUGUCUGCUAAAGAAAAUGGAAAAAGCGGAUUUUUAUACCUGCCGUCUUCUAGUAUUUCUGUUGACUGUGUUGACCAGAGUCCUGUUGCCUUCCUAGUGGACAGGCAAAGUCGAUGUUCUCGUCGUGUGGAUCUGAAAGAGGACUGCAGCUCUCGACCAAGCAUAAGCAUUGAUACCUACACAAAUAUCAACCUCUAUGCAGGAAGGAAUGGAGGUGCCACUGUUGUUCCCGUGGAGAUGGCUUCACUUGUUUUGCAGUCUUUGGAUGGCACUCAAAAUGAAGUCAUUAUCAAUGAAGAGGAAAACAUGCAGCCCUCUCUCAUUAAUCAAAAAGUCUGCAUAAAUGUUGUGUUGAAGGUUGCAUAUUUUGUGAAGUACAACAAGGCAGGCCAAAUAGUCAAUACUACAGUGCAUCUGUUGCUUGGGAAUUUUCAUAUAACACCAUUUAGCCUGGAGCAGGAAUUCUCUGUCAAAUUCAUUCAGGAGAUUAAGAAUGCGCCAUUCCAGAACAGUGGAAAUCCAGGUCAUAUCGUCGGGCUUCCUAUUUUGUCCGGGCAAGAAAUUGCUGAAUAUCCUUUAUUUACGAAUGGAAUGGUGUUAAACGUCAACCCUGAAGACACACUGUCUCUUCUCCAGAGUUCUGCAAAUCAUGACUGUAUGAACAGUGUUCAUAAUCGUUCUCCUGUGUUGUUUGGUGUGGACUCAAUAUCUGGGUGCACAUUAAGACUGGAAGAUGUAGCCAACUGCUCUCUUGUUUCCCACAUCAUUCUUGAUGUUCUGCGAGGACAAACCAGCCGGCAAUAUGUUGCUACUUUUGGAAACUCUGAAUUACAAAAUCCCCUUGACUGGGUGCCCAUCAAGCACAACUAUAAUGACAGGGAUUCACAGAUUUGCAGUAUCCCGUUAUCACUUCAUUUACAGAUUGAAUGGACCAAAUAUGGAUUCUUGUGGAAUCCCCAAACUCAGAUUGUGAGUGUCGAGGAAAUUAUCCAAACCAAUGCCACCAUCUUGGCUAGUUUUAUCAGAGGCAGUGAUGCACUCUCAAUUCAAAGUUUGGUAAGCUUCAAAGAAAUUUCUGCUGCUGCCCUUUCUGGAUACAGAGCUACACCGACUAUCAAUGCCAAGCUGCCUAUUGACUUCUUUUUUCCAUUUGUUUGAUUCAGCAACUAACAGACUGUGAACGUCCACUUACCAAAAUUGUAAUUAUGAUUACACAGAGAGCAAAGAAUUGAUUAGAUGAAGCAAUAAGGUGUUUAAGUAGUAAAGUAAAAUAUUCGGAUUAUUGAAAUCAUGAACUGAGAUUAAAUUUUGAAAUAAUACAUGGAUUUAUGCAAAAAAAAAUGUUGCAUGAUAUGAACUCAUUUAAAUUCCUUAUCAAUCAGAAGUCUAUGCCAUGCCUCUUGAGAAGUGUCUGAAGCUUUUCGUUGUCUUGUUGCUAGGACAGAUGAAACAGCAAAGUUAAUUUCAUGUUUUUAGUCAUCAGGUACCAAUCAAUUCAUGUACCAAUUUAUAUCUAUAAAUGACUUAAUUAUGACAUGCGCUGGAUGUAUCUUUUUUUAAAUUAAUUUUAUUUUUGCUAAUAACCACAGACUGUAUUGUUAGACUGUAUCCUGCAGGCAACCAGCAACUACACUGCUUAAGUUAACAUUGUUGCAUUUAACCGACAUGGACAUAGAGUAGAAACCCAAAAGUUGACCCCCUCAGUACUCGACAUUUACGAUUUAGGACGCAAAACGUCGGAAAAUCUAUGACUCGGUUCUUGGACUAAGCCUGGGAAACCGAUGUUAGUUGGAGUUGUUUUUUAGCAGGUUUUAAACCAGUGGGACACCCGACCAUAAUAAAAUUUUACAGACACCAUUACUUUGUUGUCUGUUGUUUUGAAAGUGUAAAUGAUGGAAAUAAGUACGAUAAAAACAAAAUAAUGGCAUCUGCAAAAGUUUGGACACCCUGCAGACCAGGGCUGUGGACUCGGUCGGAUUUUUGCACCGAGUCCGAGUCCGAGUCCGACCUCUUGGCCAUGAGUCCUAGUCCGGCUGUCCAUUUUUUCUGUUAAUUCAUGUGACUGCUUAGUCUUUAUUCAAGGCUAAUUUAGAUCAAAAUCUAAAUAAUUACAACAGUUUUGUGAUGGCUUUGUCUUUAUUAAACAUAUAAACGAAUACAAUAAACAGAUACUUUCAAGUUUUAAUCAUUAAUUACACCAUUAUAGCUCAGACAUUUAUCUAAACACAAAUAAUUAAUGACGACCCCUUAUUUGGAAAGCGAAAAACCCAUGUCGUACGGCGUCAGCACUAUGUUGUUUUCAAUAAAAACAUGAAGAACUCACGUUUGCGUAAGACAAUUUUAAUAUUUUAAAGGAUUUUUCUCAUUUGAUGCCAUCCGCGUUCUGCCAUUGAAGCGGGGUGCAUUCAAAGUAGGGAUGGGCGGAUCGAUACCAAAAUAUCGAUAUAUCGAACCAAGCUGCUCAUUUUUGAGUAUCGAUCUCCCUAGCUAAAAUAUCGAUACUUACAAUUAUUUAAUUAUAUUUUUCCUCAUUUUUUUCUGCUCCAAUUUGACGACUUGCACUCAUGCUAGCACUACUUUUCCUUCUGCCUGCUGCACCGGCGUGUCCUGCUCUGCUCUGCUCCCGCCCCCUUUUCUCACAAGCCAAGCCCUCCUCCUCCGCCCCCCGUUCCAAUCCAAACAAACACAAACAAGCAUGGCCACGGCGGCGGCCCAGUCCGAACGCAAGAGAAGUCUGGUUUGGGGAUAUUAUAUUUUACUUAAUAACAACGAGGCAAAAUGUGAAAUAUGUCACAAAACAAUUAAAUAUUGUGGCAACACCACAAACUUGACAAAACAUUUACCGUUUUUUUCCGUGUAUAGUGCGCAAUAUUUUACUAAUUUAUUGUCCUAAAAUCUGGGGUGCGUAUUAUACAUGGGUACAAAGAAAAAAAAAUUUAAUUUUUUUUUUUUAAAUUUUUUUUUUUUUUUUUUUUUUUAAAUAAAGUCAUGGUACAACAAAACCAACAACAGGACUGACCGACAAAGUCGUGGAACAAAAAGACAGGGUGACAUUACCAAAGACAGGAACAGAAUGACAGUAACACAUGCAAUGAUCCAACGGUGAGCGAGGGGCAGACAGGACUUAAAUACAAAACACGUUACAUCGAUUGAGGUGACACAGGAAGAGCGGGGUGACACGAACAGAAACUAUGGCAACCUAGACACAUAGCAAAACUGGGGACGAGACAUGACAAAUCUCCCCCGAAAUAAAACUCACCUUUCUUCUUGUUUGUUGUCAAUCGCGCAUCGCAUUCAGCCAUCCUGCCCAACACACUUAGUAAAAUUCAUAAUUGACGACACAUCGUUCGAUGCGAUGGUGCAAUCCUCGAUGGUGUGUUAUUGUCAAAUAUUGUUUGUUUUUUAAUCUCCAUCGCGGACCGGACGUCAUACGGAGGCCGCCAUUACAGAUGCGCAGAACGGUUGCGCAAGACACGUCAGCUAUAUAAAGAGCGAGAGUUCAGUUCUCCACCUAUUAGUUUCAAUUCACAGUUUAAUUAGCAGUUUCAAUCAGCAAAUAACAAAAUGCGUAUUACAGGUAAUAUUUUAUUUCACAACACUUUGCCUUGUUCCUUUCGUCUCUGCUGUUCAUUUCAAACACGCUCCAUACGACCGCAAUGCUCUUGUAUCAGACGCUCGCUCGAUCACCUGCUAGUUUGCCGUCUGUCACAAUGUACCCUACACAAAUCCGAAACAUUUGUUGCGGCUCCGAGUCACGACGAGGGGCAAGUUUUGGUUUCCAAGGUUGUUUUUAUUCCUCUUCAACGUCUCUCCCAUACAGAGCCGCCUCUUUCCCCUGCGCAGGGAGCGCGGUGGUGCGUUUAGGGGCAGUCGGAGAAAUCAACGCCAACAAAAAAAAUUACAUCCAGCCUAGUUAAGACCAUACCAAAGACUUUAAAAAUGGGACCCAUUGCCUCCCUGCGUGUGUGACGAUCUUUGGGACUUAAAAAAAAAAAAAAAAAAAUUAAAAAAAAAAAUUAAAAAAAUUCAUAAAAAUUGGGUGCGUAUUAUACAUGGGUACAAGCUUUUUUCCAGCAUCAGCAUGCCAUUGUUAGGGGUGCGUACUAUACAUGGGGGCGCACUAUACACGGAAAAAAACGGUAAGCAAAAUUCACCCCACGGUUCAUGAAGAGCUGCAGUUAAAACGUGCCGCAGACACUAAGGCAGCGACGGAAAACCCUGCAGCCACACCGAGGCUAAGGUACCAAAGUACCUUAGAAGCAGCGUUUCAGAAAGGCAAGACAUAUCCAGGUAUCAGGUGCUAACCAAAAAUCGUAAGCAUUUGUGGUUGAUGUGCUAUUUGAAGCAAUAAUUACUACGCUUUAGUCAGUCAUUUAUAAAUAAAGUUUUCCCCUUUUCAAUUUGUGGUUGAACGCCAUACGUUUUAUUUGUAACUCCACUUCCUAUAAACAACACUAAAGUAUUACAAUAUUAAAUGUAAGUAUCCAGUGGCUUUACAAAUUGAUAGUUUUGCUGCUCAUGACGAUUAAGCCCUGCAUCUCUGUUGGUACCAUGUCUCUUUUUAGAUUAUACUAAAAGACAAAACUUUUUCCCAACAACAGAGAGAGACAGAGAAAAGUAAAGAAUAGCUCCUUUUUAUUAAAGUUAUACUAUUAAUAUGCAUCUUCCACUAAUGCACUAAUGUCUAAAAAGGUUAAUAAUUCAUGUACAUGACGUAAUACUUUUUUCUACAAAAUUCAAUAGAUGACUCUCCAAGAGCAAGAAUGCCACUCCCUUUAAAAAAAAUUUUGGGCAGGAAAUUACACUUCCGGUAUCGAUAUCGGAUCGAAUAUCGGGUAUUUUGGGUAGGAAAUACUUGGUAUCGGAUCGAUUCCAAAAUCAUUGGUAUCGCCCAUCCCUAAUUCAAAGACCAGUCGUACAGACAGAACACUCAUUCACUUCACCAAAACGCAACACUUUAAUUACGUGAGUUCUUUGCAUAAACCUCGAUGCAAAGAAACUCCUCUUUUUGGGUACAGGCUACAAGGAGUAUAUAUUACAAAGGAAACUUUAUACUUAAUUGUGAUCAUCAUUCAUCCAUCCAUCCAUUUUAUUUUAUUACUCAGGUAUUUUCAAAGCAAAUUAAUAUUGUUGCAUUUAUUAAUUUGCUUUAACAUGACAGCGCAAUAUAAUUAAAAGCUGACACGAUAGCAAUGUCAAACGUGUUAAUUUAAGAAAAAGCCAUACACGUUUUGUGAUCAAAUCUUUCAUAACGAGAAUGAUUUGAGUGAAUUGAUUUUACAAUUUUUAUCCCCCCUCCCCACCAUCUGUCACUUUGCUUGGGACAAAAGGAGCCUUCAGAACUGAAAUUUCUUCUCAAUUAUUCAUUCAAAUCAAUUCACUCAAAUCAUUCUCGUUAUGAAAGAUUUGAUCACAAAACGUUUCCGUCUGUUCAACUGGUCUUUGAAUGCACCCCGCUUCAAUGGCAGAACGCGGAUGAAUUUAAAGACAUCAACUGAGAAUAAUCCUUUAUAAAAAUUUAAAUUGACUGACGCAAACGUGAGUUCUUCAUGUUUUUAUUGAAAACAACAUAGUGCUGACGCCGUACGACAUCGGUUUUUCGCUAUAAUUCGAGGUAGUCCACCCUUACCCAAAGUUAAGGUUUCAUGGGAAUAUUAUUGUCAUAAUUGUCUGGACCAUAUAUGAUAAUUGUUUAAUGGUAGUUAUUGAUAGACCUUGAAGAUGUCAAGUUAUAGGUGCAUAAGACUAUGUUGGUCGCAUUCAUGCAUAUAGCACGUUCAUUGUAAGAGAUGUUGUGUAUUUUGGGCUAACUCAAAUUCCGUAGUAGAAAAACCCCGGAAGUGGGAUGGGCGCAUUCUGUGUUGUUGUGGUACGCCCUGUGAACGCACUGUGAGUAAGGAAUAAAGCAGUUAUCAUUCA
Messenger RNA from Syngnathus typhle (broad-nosed pipefish), 6803 nucleotides. RefSeq names its product tectonic family member 1 (gene tctn1). The record is from RefSeq and is a predicted model, not a curated record. The coding region runs from base 159 to 2042 and encodes 627 amino acids. The transcript has 14 exons. Gene Ontology annotation, biological process: cilium assembly; protein localization to ciliary transition zone. NCBI's taxonomy places the organism in Eukaryota, Metazoa, Chordata, Actinopteri, Syngnathiformes, Syngnathidae. Gene Ontology annotation, cellular component: MKS complex.